Messenger RNA from Trypanosoma rangeli, 2148 nucleotides. RefSeq lists its product as uncharacterized. Lineage: Eukaryota; Euglenozoa; Kinetoplastea; Trypanosomatida; Trypanosomatidae. The coding region runs from base 1 to 2148 and encodes 715 amino acids. The record is from RefSeq and is a predicted model, not a curated record. The transcript has a single exon.
AUGUAUUGUAAUAAAAAGUCGGGAAGUGAAGAUGUUGAGCGAUUAUUUGAGGUGUUGCAACUGUACGAGCAACAAAUAUUGAAUCUAACGGCAUCUAUCGAGAGUCAGAAUGAAGAGAAUGCCAGGAUAGAAACGAGUCUCGUGGAUCUGGUCCACAAAAAAAUUGGUGGCGGUUCCCCUUCUCCUCCAGUGCUGGAAAAUAGUGUUACGAGUACAAGGGAUGGGGAGUUUUCCUUAAAAAUUGGUAAAGUUCAGGAGGAAAUUGAAGCGACGCGCCAAUCGCUGCAGAAGGCACAGAAAAACGAAGAGCUGGCGGGAACUGCAUUGACCCGUAUUGCAAACUUUAUCAUGCACAAUGAUGAAAAGUAUAAGCAUUAUCUUGAUGGCUUGAGGGAACUCAUACAGUGCUUUCAGAAUGUUUGGAGCAUGAGCGAGGAACACAAUACCAAGUUAAAGGUGAAACUCAAAAUGAACCCGGGUGAAAAUCCUCUUAAUGCAAGUACGUGGUCGUUUGGGGAAGCACGACCCCAACGCUUCUUGCCUGAGGAGAAGCUGGCACCAUACUAUGUUGAAGUGACUAGAACAGUAGCUCCUUUGCUGAAUUGCAUGACGGCAAUUCUCGAUUCUCUUAAAAUGAAGAGUAAACUUUGUUUGAUCAAUCGAAAAUGUCUAGAGGAAGGUCAUCAGAGAGUAAAGUCUCAGCUCUUUACGCAGAGAGAUGUAUUAAAGGAUGUUCGUCACACUGUUAACAACAUGGAAGCAGCCAUAUUGAGCCUGCAACUGGCAAACAAUGCCCAGAAAGGUAUACGAGAGAAGCUGCAACAGGAUCUGGUAGAAUUAGAUAGCUCCCUGAGUCUCAAUGAAAGUAUAGUUUCAACAAAGGAGACAAUAUUGCGCUUGUCUAUGGAAAUAGAGGUGUUACAGCAAGUUCUAGAAGACACAUCAACGUCAACCCAGGCAGCCCAAUCCGUGGAGAGAGAAACGGUUGAUGCUGCAAACUCUCAAACACUUGAGUUUGAGCAUGCCACUAAUGCGGUUGAGCGUGUAAGACGUGCGGUCGCAGCACUGGAAAAGGAGAAAGUUGAACUUCAAGCUCAAAUAGAGGCCAGUCGUGACAACACGCAGCAACAGCUUCAGGAGACAGAGGACGAAGUACAGAAAGUGAAGGAUUUGUAUGAAGAGGAGCAUGAAAUUAAAGAAGCUCAAAAGCUAUUGGAGACGGAAACGGAGUCCCUCGCGAUGUCCCUGGAUGAAGCAAGGAAACGCGUGACUGUACUGCAGGCCCAACUUGAGUCUAAGGCAAGCCGGAAGGCGAUGCUCCAGGACGAGAAACUGGCUACGGAGGAAAGUGUGAACAAAGCGCAAAACGAGUGUGUGUGUGCUUGCAAUAAUAUUAUUGCAAUACGUAGACGGACGUCUUUGUUACGGCAAGAAGAAGAAAAGGCGUUAAGGGACUUAGAGUACAUCACCUCACUUAGGUCGCAAACACUUCAUUCGACGUUGCCAAGAGCAUUUACGUGUCAAUUAGAGGCAGGUGGCCACCGAGCAGAAGAGAACCUUCAUCAAGUGGUGGCGUUGCGAGAUAGGAGUCUAUUUACGAAGGCUCGAUGGGAACACCGCUACAAUGUUGUGGCAACGAGUCCCCCUUGCAUCUGCAGUGAUACUCUUAACUCGGUGGAUGAGGCCGGAGCGAAUAGGAGUGCCGUGCAACGCUCAGCCUCUUCCACUAAAACACAACGAUCAUUACACUCUACAGGUGUCUUGCCCCCCGUUGCUCCCACACCGUCAUCGAAGCACUCAUUGGAUGAUCACUUCUCCCCAUGUACGGCGGAACGGGAAUCGAGAGAAGGAGCUAUGCUUAUCUCCACCGAAGAACCACCUAGCGGAAUGACAAGUCAGAUUGUGAUUGGCGACAAGAGCUAUUCGGUUACCCAUCCCCGCAGCUCUCCUACUAGUCCACCUAUUGCAAGCUUACGGGGGAGUUCCUCAGAAACAAGAUGCCCCGCAACAUUGCCAACCGACAAGACUGCAAUAACGCCUUUGCAAGAGUCACCGAGUAGUCUGAAUGGAAAGGGGAAAACAGAGGUCAGUCCAGUGAUUGAACGUAUCAAUCUUCGUUUGCAGGAAAUUCUGAACCGAACGUACUGA